GAUAGAUUGUUCCAGAGCCUCGGGGUCCUGACAGCAAACACUGUGUCCUCUUAAAUUUUCUGCCUGGCCUCUGGAACAGACAAAAGACCUCUAAAUAAAUUCUUAUCUUGAGUUAAAGACUAAGUAGGGAUAUGGAAAUAUCUGAUCAAACAAGUAAAUUAGCCUAAAAAUCAACACACAAACUUUUAGUACUUGACUCUUUGGUGGUCGAUGAUAUUAUCAAGCCCCCAGGAACUGUGCUGGGCUUUGAAAUCAGUUUUACACAGUGACAAAAUGUGGAAUUAUAACUUCUGGGUCCAUCAUGUGAUGCCAUGGGGCCCAAAAAGACUUUUUCCUAUACACUUACAUUGUGAAAGAGACGUCUGUAAAUCAGUAGAUACAUUUUUGGCAUCACAAACCUGCAAAAUGACUCCUGUCACUAUCAGGAUUUGAUCCAUUGAGUCCGAUAACAUUUCAAAAGUCUAGAGGAGGUGCACGAUUAAAUAAUUUUAUUCAAGUUAUCAGAGGGCUACACGUGUCACUGAGCAACUUAAUGGAGGACGACAUCCAACACACAUGGCAGUGGCUUCAUUUUUGUAUAGUGGCAGGAAGUACAGACAUGAUGUCUAUAAUUAUAUACAGUCAUUGGUUGAUCGUUUUAAUACCCAGUUGUAAUGAAGGUAAUUUUCUGACAUUUUAUUCCUGGUUGAAUCAAUGUUAAGACCUUCAUGUUGGGGGACAAAUACAUACGAGCAGUUAACAGAAUAAAUUAAAUAUGAAAGAUCCAAAUAAUUAAAGGCUUGGGUUGUGGAUACACUUCCACUGGAAUGUGAACAAAGGAAAUGACAGCCUGUCUAGCUUUGGAGAGACUGGCAUAUAUUCUAAAAAAGAAGACAAGAACUUUGUCCGUUUGUGAAGCCCUUAUAUGGACUUCUUGGCAACUUGUGAUUUUGAAUAAUUUGAGGCUUUUUGCAAAUUAUGCACAGCUGUGAUUAUAUUUUAUGUUAAUUUUUCUUUUAUUUAUUUAUGUACUUUUAUUAUUAUUAUUAUUGUAUUUUAAUUAAUUUUCAUUUAUUUUAUUUUAUUUUUUUCUUGCCAGGGUUAGGGAUAUUAUACUUAUUUUCUUUGUUGAAAUCUUACUGUUCAUGUUGUCCAAUAGCUCAUCAAAAAAAGAUUGUUUAAAAAAAUCAAAGGUUUGGGUGCGUUGGGCGGGACUCAUGACCUCAGUAUUCCUAGAAAUCCUUGCGACGGCACUACUUUCAGGGUGUGACGCGAGUGAAAUUAUUAAUUCAUUUCAUGUGCGGACCACUUAGACUCCUGUAGUUUUGGGAUCUGGAGCACAACAAACCUAAAUCAUACGAUACUGCUUUGUUAACAGUGAUGUGAAGUUCUUAAUUCACUGCAGACAGGAAAUGACUACACUGACUACCAGCCACCAAAUGUCAGAUUUUCUUUGUUUGUGCCCUUUGGCAGCAGUUAAUGUGAAGGUUUAUCAUGUUUAUCUGCAGCUCUGCAGAGAGAGAGGACACAGCUCAGAGAGAGGCAGCUGCACUGACUGUGAACUCACUGUGUCCCCUUUGUGUCAGCACAGAAAGGAGGCUUUAUUUGCUGCUGGCCUGGACAGAAAAAAAUUUAAUUAGGGUUAGGGUUAGACUAUUGUCACUGACUUCCAGUGAAGAAGCACAGACAGUAAUGGCCACACGCAGCAUCCUACGUGCUGGAAGAUUUUUCCCUUGGUUGUUUUGGGAUAUUUGUGAUUUAGAUUUUCAGCUGUUUUGCCUUUAAUGUGUUUGUGUAAGCAGCUGUGAGGGCUCCUAACGUCCCUCUCUAGAGACAGCAGUGGAGAGGUUGGAGGUCCCUCGCUCAUCAAUGUCUCUCACUCCGAGUCGGAAGCCCUCCUCAGGUCAGCGCAGGCGCUCGGUGGGCACUGGAGGUGGCAGUGGGCGAUAUUCCCACAGCGAUACAUCCAGUACCCACACGUACCCUGGUCGGAUCAGGGCAGCAGAGGGCAGCCCCGCAGCCCGGACUUAUCCGAGUACACCAAGGCGUCAGGCGAAGCACACAACCUGCAGCGACAACCAUGGCAUCAGGCCGCCGACCCCGGAGCAGUACCUCACACCUCUGCAGCAGAAGGAGGUGUGUAUACGACAUCUGCGAGCCAGACUGAGGGACAAUGUGGAGAGAUUACAACACAGAGACUGUGAAAUAGAUGAGCUGAGGGCCCAGCUGUACAGGAUGCAGGAGGACUGGAUAGAGGAGGAAUGUCACCGUGUGGAGGCCCAGUUAGCUCUGAAAGAGGCCCGCAAGGAGAUCCAGCACCUUCAGGAGGUGGUUGAGACAGUGAGGUCCAACCUGAGUCUCCGUGAACAAGAACCCCAUGAACACAAGCCAUACUCAGGGUUGCAGGGAGCUCGGCCAGGGGGGAAGUCUCGCUCCUGCGGCUGUUCCCCAGCCAGCACUUUGAGCCGCAGCACCGCCCACACCCGAAUGAGCAAUGAGGCUCUGCAGCUGGAGCGCAGCCCCAACGCUCCUGAGGCGAGCAGAGCGUCUUGCACAGCAGGACAAACCCACCUGCUCCUGGAGGCGGCCCUCCUCUCAGAACCGCUGCCGUCACAGGGCCACAUCCGAGGCCCCCCAACUGUGCCGCGCUCUUCCACCUACGAAAGGCUGUGCAGCGGGGGGGCAGUGUUGCCAAUCUCACACUCCUGCCACACUCUCAGUAGCAGCUGCAAGUGCAGUGGCCACACCUACCUCCCCCAUCAUCACUUGUUCCUGCAUUUACCCCAGGAGGAGGCCCCCGUGACAGCGGCGCCUGCUGCUGUCCCUGCUACUGAGCCUAUCCCUAUUCCUUCUCCUGCCGCAGAGAGGAAGCCAGAAGUGCGCUCACAGGCCUGCAGCCCCACCAUGAGCUGGCUGUGUGAGGAGAGCGGUGUCGAGGAGCUGAGUGUCAUUUCUUUAGCCACAGCAGAGGUCACCCCCUCAGAGCCACAUCUAUUUCCAUCGUCUUUACCUGCUGCGUCCCCUCCUGAGCAUUCACACAGCGUAGAGCCGCCCGACAAAUCAGAGCAGGUCACAAAGACGCCAACAGAGCCCCACACCUGCCAGCCCCACCCUACAGCUCCACUCCCAGAGAGACAGGACGCUGUGGCAGUGGAUCUAGGAGAGGACGAUAAAGAUGAACCUGAAGGUACAGACGAAGAUGGGUACCCGCCUCAGCUCUGCCACUGGAGCCGCUACUUUCUUGUAGAUCUGUUAGCUUUGGCAAUGCCAGUGGUCCCAACCAUGGCAUGGCUGUGUCGAGGGGCGCAACGGGAAGUCAUGCCGGUGUAUCAUAUCGGCUCCCUGCUGAGAGGUUGCUGUGCUGUGGCCCUCCACUCACUGCGUCGCCGGGGUGCAGGCAGGGGACGCAGGCCCACCAGCAUGAACGGAACAACACCAAUCUGAGACUCUCUGACAUAAAGAUCACAACUCCCAACCUCUGCAGGCACACCUACGCUGAGUUUCUCACAUUCUGGUCAUUGCCACGUGUUGGGUAUCUCCUCUUUUAAGAUUUCUAGAUUUUACAUAAUGCCCUUGUGAUUCUGUGCUCAUGCCUUGCCUUAGAGAACAAAGGAUUAGUUGUACAUUAUUUCAGUAUUCAGAUAUCCUUACUGCUCCUGCCUGCAGUUUAAGUGGUUUUCUCUUUCUUGGAAUUUGCAUGUAACCCACAGUUUGGUUGGGUUCUCUUGUUUGAAUUAAAAAAAGCCCACCUGGAUAUAGAUGAUAUCCUCCGGGUGAAAAUAAUCAGUUGAUUUCAUGAAACAUGAAAGAGAACUUGUUUGAAGUUGAAUGCUCCUCUAUUUUCAUCAUCAUGUUUUUAAAAAUUGUGAAAAAGGAGACUCACGGUCAAUAAAGUUUCUUUGGCAUCAAUGUCCCACAAAAUCAGAAAAAUAAAUUACAAUCAGAACUUUUCUGACUUUUUCCACACAUAGUUAAUAGAUUUACAGAGCACAUCAAAUGUAGGCAGCAGGCAUCUCCACCCAUGAAAACACUGAAUGUGAAAGCUGUUGGGACUUUUACCUUUUGAGAAGCAUGUGCAUUGAACCCAGCUCUCAGGUGCAGAACAGACAGGUUAUUGAUCUUUUUGCCAAUAAACAAAACAUGGGAGUUUAAAACUGUACAGACUCGAUUUCUUUGAUCCUGUCGGGACUAAAAUCAGUUAUGUAUCAGUGGGCCUCAUGCAGGAAGGGAUAUACAAACAGAUUUUCUUUUAUGUUUGUUUGUCGAUGGACAGCCACAAAAAUGGUUCACAGGCUGGCUGUCCAACCCAGUUGCAUAGGUGUGCAGGUAUCUCCUCUGCCGUCCUCUGUUGGUUGUCCAUGAUUGGACUGACGCAACCAAGAUAAACUUUUUUGUUGCCCUAAGUAGGUGCAGUUUCACAGCAGCUGUAAGACUUUGUUUGUUGGUACUCAUUGAUUUCUGGGAUUCAUCAAUGUUUUUUUAUUUUUGAUGUUCUCUUACAUCAGAGAAAAUUGGGCACUGUUACAGAGAUAAGAGAGAAACAUCUUGUUUUCCGCAGAUCACAAAUUACUUGUCUGAGGCAAGGAGACACAAGUUUUCAUUAAACGGACACAAAAAUAAAAUGCCUUUAUUAUCAUAGAAUCAAAUUUAGAUGAUUAUGUUUUAGAGUCAUAAUGAUUUGAUUAUUAAAUUUGUGGGCUAAAGAAAUACCAUUGCUAAACUGACCUCAAUUAAGAGUACAAAGCCCUGCAUGAUAUUACAUAGCAGCUUCUGAAUGGCUGACAUCCUGCUCUUAGCCGCUUCUUAGAGAACGUGUUUUUACAGAUAACACAGAUGUAUUUGAUGAGAUGGAUGAAUGGCUGCUGAACUGUUUCAAACUGCACUGCUUUUAAAGCCAUUUUCUUUUUCUUUUCAAUUCAGUUACUGUGUGUGGAAUGUAACUAAGUACACUUACUCAAGUACUCUACUUAAGUACAACUUUGACUGAGUACUUUAAUCCCAUGGCACAUUCUCCCUCUACUCCACUACACUUCAGGGGAAAUAUUGUUCCUUUUACUCCACUAUUAUUUGAUCAUUUUAGUUAACAGUUACUUUACAAAUUAGGAUAUUUGUGCACAAACCAUAUGCAAAUAUCCAGAUGAAGCUGAAACAAUUAAUUGAUUGAUUAGAAAAUUAAUAGGCAAAUAUUUUGAUAAACAUUUGUCAUUUUUUAUGCAUGAACAUUUCAUGGUUCCAGCUUCUCAAAGAUGUCACAUACUUGCUGCUUUUCCUUUUAAUAUUUUGAUUUAUUAAAUUAAUUUAAAAUGUUCUGCAUGUAGUGCUUUUAAUUGUAAAACAUCCUUGUACUUACAUUUUCAAUGCAGGUCUUUUACUAUUAACAGAGUAUUUUUACAGUGUGCUAUUAGUACUAGUUUACUAGUUAAGUAAAGGAUCUGAAUACAUCCUCCACUGCUGCUGACACAGCACUAACAGCAUCACAGAUGUUUUGCCAUUGCUGGGUUUAUGAUUUUUCUGUAACGUCAGAACUGACAGUCUGCAAAAUUAGUUUUCAGGGGGGCCUUUUUUUUAUGCCUUUAUUGGACAGGACAGAUUGGGUGUGGGUGGGGAGAUAAGGGGUAUGGCAUGCAGCAGGGGGCCAUGGGCAAGGACACUGCAUUACACAUGGGAUGCCAGCUCUACCCACUGAGCUACAGGGCACCAUGCUUUAAGUUUAUUUUACAGUACAUAUAUUGCAAGUUAUUCUUCUUCUUACAGCUUAUGUUGGUGGCGUCUCUCCAAUUCUUAGGCAUGUGCCAGAGUCUUAUCUAGUGUUUGUGGGGUGUUACCUGUGCUAACAGGGUUAUUAAUGAUAAAGUGGGACUCAUCAUUUAGCACACCUGGGUAAGAGCAGAUUUGGAUGGUUAAAUUAAGAACGUUUGGCACAUCUGAAGUUGUCUUUUUUCUCUUAACAGAAUAUCAAGAGAAAAAUGUAAGAUACGUUUAAUAGAGCUGCUGCAUGAGGCCCAGUGAACCUGAAAAUAAAGGGUAAUAAAACCUGCAGUUUACAUCCUUAAUGUACGUGUUGAAGAUAAAGCUAAACGAGACACAGUGUAGCUCUUCAGCAGGACAACCUUUAUAGCAGUUUGGAUCUAAAAAUAAAGCCUUGAGGUGGGUGUGUGAGCAGGGCAUGAGUAUGCACCUGACUCCCACUGCUCCAGUCCUAAAAUGCUCCGCCUGGUCUCGUACGUACACUAACAUAUUCCUACAAAGGUUAAAACAGAUACUGUAGAUUGUGACCCGCACAGCUGAAUGAAAGAAGGACCUGGAUGAAGAGUUUUGUUAACUGACUUUGUGAAGAGAUUUUGAUACAGUGAUAUAUUUUCUAACUUUUCAUGAUCUUUGCACAGCUGCAGGUGAAGAGUAACACUUUGUGUCGGUGUCGGCUGCUUUCACAGCACUGUCUCGCAGUGUAUAAAAAUGAUGUACUGUAUGUAGUUGUGAACACUCGUCUUACAAGUGGACCUUUGUGUGUCGACUGUAACGGCUCAAUUGUUAACUACAGACUAUGAUGUACAACGUGUGUGGUUACCACUGUCAGCCUUAUUAUGCAAAAAGAGCAAUGUUUAGCUUUCAGGGAUCUCUACAAUAAGGGUUUACUCGCUGUUAAAUGACUCGGCUCACGGCAGAGGAAGCGCUGCAAACUGAAGUGGGAAAUAAAGUCUAAUUUAUCUGUGGUUGGAGCAGCUCAUACUGUAGUGUUUCUUAUUUUUAAUUUGUUAAAGUUCCAGAGCAACUUCAUUUCCUUCAUGUUCUAAAUAUCUCCAUGUGCUUCUCCAUGUGAAUCAUCAGCUUGUACUGCACAUGCAAAAGCAAUGACUUAGUGAUUAAGUAUAAUUGCACAACAGGAUUUUGCAACACACCCUGGAUAUUCCCUCUUCUUGGAAAAUAAAAUAUGCUUCAGUCUGUUUUCUUUUAUUUUCAUAAUGUGCUCCAACAUCAUUAAAUAUCAAUUCAUAAAAAGCAUGAAUAAUAGAGCUUUUUUUUUUAAAGGGACAGUUCACCCCAAAAUCAAAAACUUUUUUCCCCUCUUACCUGUAGUGCUGUUUAUCAGUCUAGAUUUUUUCAGCUGUAGAGAUGUCUGCCUUCUCUCCAAUAUAAUGGAACUAGAUGUCACUCAGCUUGUGAUGCUCAAUGCGCCAAAAAAUACAUUUGAAAAACUCAACAGCAAUGUCUCCUUUCAGAAACCAUGACCUAGUUACUGAAGAUAAUCCACAGAUCUUACUGUGAGCAGUUUUAUGUAGGAACUAUUUUCUUUCUACCGAACAACACCCACUAACCGUAUCACUACGGUAUCACAACCGUAUCGCGUCUCCCUUAGCUGAGCUGUAACGUUAGCUAGCUCAGUGAUGCUACGUGAGCUAGUGGUAGAUACAUGCUUACUACUUCUUCUCACACCAAAAUAAUCUAGACUGACAAAUAGCACUACAGGUAAGAGGUAAAAUAUGCUUUGAAUUUUGGGGUGAACUGUUCCUUUAACAGAACACAGACUACAACAAACCACAGAGAAACUCAGACUACAACACACACAGAGGUAGCGUGACUUUAGUCCCUACUCAGGACAUUACUCCACUGUACCUUCACCUCGCAAAUAGUGGUUAGCUGCUAUUAAUGCUCCACAAGUCACAUACAGAACAUUUAAUACCCACCAUUUGAUAGCCCUUUAAUCCAGGAUAGUUACUGAGUAACUAAGAAAAUGUGUUUCUGCUGUUGCUGACAAUCACUUGUACAACCCACCAUACAAGCAAGUGAAAUCCUCACACUACCACUGCCAAGGCUUGACAGUGACUCAAUCACCCAAAGGGAAAGAAAAUAUCAGUUUGUGUUAAAAUUACUUUUUAAUGUGUUUAGAGUAAGGAACAGACCUUUUACAACAUCCACAGCUUGUUACACACAACUCCUUCAAACAAAGGGAAUCACAAACCCCAACAUGUGCCUACAAAUCUUUGUGGGGGAACUUUCCAUGCAAGUUUAGAAACUAUUUUUCCCCAUAAGACCUUUUGUUUUGGCAAAAACAAACAAAAAAAAAGUUUCCAAAUGUUUCACAAGCAGUCAACAAGACCAAACAUGUCCAGUUGUGAAUGUCUAGCAAUAGUCAUUUCAC
Molecule: messenger RNA, 8119 nt
Organism: Epinephelus fuscoguttatus (brown-marbled grouper)
Lineage: Eukaryota; Metazoa; Chordata; Actinopteri; Perciformes; Serranidae
Gene: snpha
Product: syntaphilin
Exons: 4
Coding region: 1849-3423 (524 amino acids)
Biological process (GO): neuron differentiation
Cellular component (GO): mitochondrion; cytoplasmic microtubule
Source: RefSeq, a predicted model, not a curated record